Messenger RNA from Diuraphis noxia (Russian wheat aphid), 1879 nucleotides. It is a transcript of the gene Orc3, whose product is annotated as origin recognition complex subunit 3. Gene Ontology annotation, cellular component: nuclear origin of replication recognition complex; DNA replication preinitiation complex; nuclear pre-replicative complex. Lineage: Eukaryota; Metazoa; Arthropoda; Insecta; Hemiptera; Aphididae. The record is from RefSeq and is a predicted model, not a curated record. Gene Ontology annotation, molecular function: DNA replication origin binding. Gene Ontology annotation, biological process: DNA replication initiation; DNA replication.
UAGUGCAAUCUGCAUAAAAUUAAUCAUUUAAUAUAAUAUAGGUAUUCACUUUUGUAUCUUUAUCCACUUAGUUGCUCAAUCAUCAUUUAUUACUCUAUUGUAAAUGGCAUGAUUAAAAAUAUAUCUACCUAACUUAAAUCGUAGUCGUUUAAUAUUAUAUUUAAAUAGUUAGUUGUYGGUACUCCCAUUUCAUAUACUUAGUUGUACUUCUAUAUCAGAUUAGGUUAAGAUUACUUGAUAUUUGAUGCAUUUAACACCAUCAGCACUUACUAUUUACUAUAAUAGUUAAUAGUUACCAUUACAGUUCAACUGCAGACAGCCACAGUUGCAAUUAGGUUGAUAAAAAUAAUUAAUUAUUUAACGGUGAUACUAUACACCUAUCAGGCCCUGUGUAACCACCAUGAAUUCUACAAUUUCUGUGUCCAAGGGUUGUUUUGUGUUCAAAAAACCAAACAAAGAAAAGAACAAAAGAAAAAGCAAAAGCAAGAAACAAUUGACAACUUAUCAACCAGAAUCUGAGUUAUGGCAUACUACAUUCAUUGAUAUCUGGAAUAAUGUUAAAUCUAAAAUUGAUGAUUUAAAUGGAUCAAUAUACUCAAAGUUUAUUUCUGACACUGUAGAUUUCCUAGCCUCAUCAAACAUCACUACAAAUCUAUAUAUUCCAACAGCAUGUUUACUUACAGGAGUAAAUUUACCAGAUCACGAAUCAUUAUUUGGAUUGUUAGCAACAAAUUUAGAAAAAUCUCAGCCGCCCAUUGUUGUUGCUACACUUUUUUCUGAACACUUUUCUAGCGUUAAAAAUGCAGUUAUAAGUAUGGUGUCACAAUUGUUAAACACAAAUGACGAUGAAUCUGAUUUUGAUGAAGAAAUGGAUGAAAGUUUUAAUCCUGUUGUUAAACGAUCUGAAUGUACUAUGUCUACUUUAAUUGAAUGGUAUAGUCAUCAACUAAUUGGAACUCGUGUAGCGAUUCUCAUAAAAGAUUAUGAAAUGUGUCAACAAACAGUCUUACAAAAUUUCAUCUUACUUUUAAGUUACUAUGUAAAAGAAAUUCCUAUUGUGUUGGGUAUUGGUAUUGCAACUUCUAUAUCAAACUUACAUAAUUCUCUUCCUCAUCAUGUGGUCACAAAACUUCAAGUGAAAACUUUUGUUAGUGAAGCAUCUGUAGUAUUUUUAAACAAUAUCAUGGAUCAGGUAUUUUUAAAGCCAGACUGUUCAUUUUACUUGGGUGGACGUAUUUUGGAAUAUAUGACUGAAGUAUUUUUAUACUAUAAUUUUUCUAUUAAACAGUUUAUAGAAAGUCUCAAGUUUUGCCUCAUGGAACAUUUUUAUCAAAAGCCACUUAAUUGCAUAUGUGUGGCACAUGAAUCAGCACAGGGAGCUUUAUUUGAUUCUUUAGAUAAAAAAACACUUGAAGAAAUUACUAAACUGCGUUCAACAAAUUAUAAAUUAAAAAUCGACAACAAUUUUAAAGAAAAUUUUCUUCAAUCAAUUAGAAAUUUAAAAGCUUGUAUUGAUGAUUUUCAUAUUGGGYUAAGAGUAUUACACAUUUUAGUGGUUGACUUACCACAUUCACCAUUAGGAACUCAACUUAGAGAAAUGUAUAGCACUGCAAUGAAGAAACACAUAAUUGACGACACAUCAUACAAAACAUGUUUACAAUUAUUAAAAUUUUUGUCUAAAGAUGAUUUACUUGCCAAAUUUGACAAGAUACUUCACGUUUUCAAGAACAUAAAAAAUAAUAAACAAGCAAAAAUUGCUUUAAAAUUAGUUCAAAGCUAUGUAAAACGUUUAGAAGAGUCACAUUUAAAUAAUUUAGUUAUUGUAGAAGAUAAACCCAAAGAAAAACCUAAAGAAAAUUUUAAUUUAGUAAUCUAUUAA